Messenger RNA from Homo sapiens (human), 13801 nucleotides. RefSeq names its product keratin 73 (gene KRT73). Gene Ontology annotation, cellular component: cytosol; keratin filament. The record is from RefSeq and is a predicted model, not a curated record. Bases 11553 to 13175 code for a protein of 540 amino acids. NCBI's taxonomy places the organism in Eukaryota, Metazoa, Chordata, Mammalia, Primates, Hominidae. The transcript is spliced from 11 exons.
AUUUAGAUGGAGGUCGAUGAGCUGAACUGAGCCACCCAGAGACUUCAGGCAGAAAUCACCAACCUCAGGAAACAGAUGGGACCCCAACUCAGCAGUGUGCUGCCCUGCAAGACACCAUCCUGGAGGCAGAGCAGAAGGGCAAGGUAGCCAUCGGAGAUGCCCAGGACAAGCUGGCUGAGGUGGAGGCUGGACCAGCUGCUCUGUGAGUACCAGGAGCUGAUGAGCAUCAAGGUGGCCCUGGAGGGCCAGGCGUGCAGGAGUUGAUGCGAUUCCCAGCUGAGAUUGAAUUAUGAAUUAUGAAGCAGACUUGAGGUAUCCUUUCCUCUGACGUUGUUCUCCUCUGAGCCCCGUGAGAGGAUCUACUGAUUAUUCUGUUUUCAUGCGAACAGGCAAUCUAGAGAAGUCACCAACAACAUGAACUGCUCUACAUAGGUGGGGGUGGAUUUGCUGUGCGGUCAGGAUCCAACCUUCCCUUUUCCUGAGAGUAAAAGGAAGGAGCCUUUGGCCAGGCAGCUGGGGCCCUGGGGCCCUGAACUUGCUCUGUAGGCAUUGGCUGUGUGGCCUUGGGCAGGUCACUAUUUGUCCGUGGCCCUGUGGAGGUUCCUCCUCCACAGUAUAGGAGCUGCAGGGUUCCUCUUCCGUGUAGAAACUCACGCUGCAUCCACGUGGGGGAAGGGGAGACCCUGCCUUCAGGGCCCUUGCUGCCUGUGGUGGACACAUGGCCCAGACAGUGGGUGGUGUGGGAGCCCUGGCCACUGUUCCUUCAUGGGACACUUCAAGAAGGUGCCCCUCAAUGCUGUGUGAGAUGGAUAUUCAGGGAUGUAGAAGGGGUGUGGGGGUGCACAGAGCUGUCUCCCCACAGCUGUGGUGUCAAGCACUGUUUCAGCUCUCAGGCCACUGUGUCUGGCUUUUGCUCAGGGAACAGAGACUUCCUGAGAGGGGGCACCAUCCCCUGAGGAUCUGGUGCAGCAUCCAGGUUCGUGUCCAGGGCUGCCAGGUCCUUGGGGGCCAGCUGGAGGGUCCAGACCUCAAGCUAGGAAUCCUGCACAUGCUGGUCCUGACUUGGGAGAUGAGGAGUCAAGUUUAAUGAGAGUCCAGGUCUCCAACUCAGGGCACAGAAACCUGUGGGUCUCCCUCCCAGAGGCAAAGGCCAAUCUUCUGGCCCUGCUCUCUCCUGGUAUCUGUCUGCCUGAGCACGCAUACCUGCUCUGGCUCUACCCCCACCUUUUUGUCUUCUAUGGCAAUGUGGAGAUGGGCUUUUGGGUCAAAACAAAUUCUUUUUCUUUUCUCCCUCAUGCAUCCAAAUGCCAGGCCCCAGAAGAAAGCCCCUCUCAGUGGGCCUUUGGUGUCAGUCACCUUCUCCCUUGUCUCUCCCUGCAGGCUCGUAGUGCUCUUAGCCCACACUGUCUCCUUCUGUGAUGCAGAAGCAAGAGCUCUUCUCCUAUCUCUGGUACUGAAGUAAGGGCAUGCAUAAACACCUUUUGAAACAUGAUUACUAUCAAUUCUCAGUUAUCCACCUUAGUGGAUGUCAGCCAUGGUACUGAUUAUCUGCAACCAUGUUUAGCAAGAAGUUGUUUUUGUUUCAUUUUACAAGGCCUCCUAUGACCUAUUCUAAGGCAGAGGGACUCUCUGCCUUCCACGGAUUCGUAGACCCUGGGUGGCCACAAAAGGGAGGAGGAGAGAGGAAGAUCUAUGGGGACUGGGAGGGUGAAAGUGUGCCAGCCCGGCCCCACCCCAUUCCCUGAGAAAGCCAGGUGGAUUAUCCACCUGGAGAGCAACCUGAGGGUGGGCUGGGUUCAGGUGUCUCCCCUUCUGCCGGAAUGAGUAUAAAAACAUAGCAGAAGCAAAUCCAUCAUAAGGGCCAUACUUCAGGCAGAGUCUAGUUUGAAAUGAUGUCCAGUGUGACCUGCUGGGCUAUGAGGGGUGUGACUAGAGCCCUGGAGCCCUCCAGUUUAUGAAGGAGAUCUUGCAUCCUGUGUUUUGUUUAAAGGGUUGCCCACUCCCACCUUACCCUCUCUCCCACACCUCUCCAAUAAACUUCAUGGGGAAUUUAUUCUGUUUGGAAACUUUAAAAAUAUUCACUAAUAAGAUCUUCCCUGAGUAUUGUUCACUACCCCCAGAUUGCCAUCCUGCAAGGCACACAUGUGCACAUGUGCACACACACACACACACAUGUUCAUUCUGUUCUAUCCUUGCUUGGCUGUCUGUGCUGACAGGAGGGAACACUGGAAGGGGUGCUAUUCCUGUUUGGCUUUGGAAGGUUGGCACAAAGGACCCUUGUUUCCUCUCUCUAUUAGGAAAACUCAGCUUCCGUUUUUACAGCAAUAACUUCAGGCCUUGAGCCUUGUUUGGUGGCCAAGCUGGUGUUAUUAUUGGCUAAUUGCAGGGUAAUAGUGUUGCUAUCAUUAUUGCUAGGAGGACUAUUAUCAGGUAACUAAAUGGCCAGAGGGUGUGGAGUGGGAAAAGCAGCCUGGGGGCUUGGGUCACAAGGGCAACUCUCCUGUUUCGUCUCCUGCUUUGCUCAGAAGGCAGUUUCCAGUCCAGCACUGCACUUGGAGUCCAGAGGUGUUGUAUUGGAAGGCAGGUCUUGUCAAAAGUUCCCUGCUGUGAGCUCUGUUUUGAGCAGCAAGGGGAGGAAGAUAGCCAGGGAUAAUGGUGCACAGGUCCUGCCUUUGAGCCACUCCUACACUUCUGAAGAGGCAGCAUGCAUUCAUUCAACAACCAUUUAUGUGCCAGAUUGUUCUCAACACUAAUACAAAAGGGUGAUCAAGACUUCUGGCUACUGGGAAGCAGGUAAGUGAAGGUGCACAGUAUAGUGAGACAGAUGCUAUCUUGGGAAGAGCAUCUCAGGAACAAGAGACCCAGAUUAGGAGGAUAAGGGAGACUUCCUUGAUGAAGAUUUCUCAAAGCUGAAACCUGAAACCUGAAAGAUGAAGAGUUAGCCAAGGGGAAGGGAGUGUUUAAGUAGAGGUGCUGUAUCUACUGUGAACAGAGCAGUGCUGGGCACAUAAGUAGGUGCACCAUAAAUGGUUGAAAUGGUCAAAUGAAAGAAAAGGAGAUUGACAAGAGCAUAAGAAACUGCAGUCUGGUGGAGCUUGCAGAGAGAUGUGGCAGGACAGGUGGGUGGGGCAAGAUCAGGACAAGAGAGCCCUUCCGGGUAGAGUGGCCACCUUGUUCCUGUUUGCCUGGAACUUUCCUAGUUUUAAAACUGAAAGUCCUACAUCCUGAGAACCCAAUAAGCCCAGGCAAAUGGAAAAUGUUGGUCAUCCUAUGGCUGCGUUGCCUUCCCAGAUUUGGACUCCAUGCUGCAGCUUUGAGCAGUGGACUAUUAGACACAAUGGCAAGAAUGCUUGCUUACCUAGCAGGCAGAGCAUAGCUGAGCCUGCUGGGUGCCUCCCCACCCCGCCCCUUAUCCUUUCUCCUUUCACAGAAGUAGAAAUUUAGAUGAGCACAUGGCCAGCCACCCAAAGAUGACAUUUCCCAGCCUCCCUUGAAAAUAACUAUGGCCAUGAAACUAAGCUCUGGUCAGAGGGAUACGAGUUGUGGUAUCUUGCUCCUGAUUGUGCUGUUAAAAGGCACAACUCCUGAGAGUGGGUUCAGGCUCUGAUGAAAACAAUAUGAGGAAGUUUAAGAAACUCUCCAAGCUCAAGACCUGACCCAGACCUUUUCAAUAAGAAUCUCAGGGUCAGGGAAAGUAGGGAUUUUAGAAAGAUCUCAGGCAGUAGUGGUUAAAAGGAUGGACUCUGCAGUGGGCUGCCUGGCUUCCAGUCCUGGUUCUAGCUAUGUGACCUUGUGCAAGUAACUUAACCUUCUGUGCUUCAGUUUUCUUAUCCAUAAACUGUGUGUUAACUGAACCUUCUUGAUGGGGUUAUUUUGAAGAUUAGUGUGCUCAGAACAGUACCUGUCAUAUACAUGCUUAAUUUAUUAAUGUGCUCAGUAAACAUUGCAAGAUGUACUAUCGCAUAUCACAACCAGGAUAUUGACAUUUAUACAAUUAAGAUACAGAACUUUACCAUCAUCACAAAUUUCCCUCAUGUUGUCCUCAUUUGGACACACCCACUUCUCUCCUGUGACACUGUUUAACCCCCAAGCAAUUACUAAUCUGUUCCCCAUUUCUGUAUUUCAAGAAUGUUAUAUAAAUGGAAUCUUUUUGAGAGUAUUACAUAAAUGGAAUCAUACAAUAUACAAAUCAUACAAUCCCUGAGGAUUUUUUUUUUUACUCAGUAUAAUUCUUUAGAGAUUCACAUGGGUCAUUGCAUGUAGUGAUAGUUUAUUUCUUUUCAUUGCUGAGUAGUACUCUAUGACAUGAAUGUACCACGGUUUGCCACCCAUUGAAGGGCACCUGGAUUGUUUGCAUUUUUUGGCUAUUACAAAUAAAGCUGCUAUAAAUGUUUGCAUACAGGUUUUUGUGUGAACAUAGAUUUCAUUUCUCUGGGAUAAAUGAUCAGGUUUGUAAUUGCUGGGAUGUAUGAGAGUUGCUUGUUUGGUUCUUUAAAAACUGCUAAACUGUUUUCCAGAGUGGCUGUGCCAUUUUACAUUCUCAUUAGCAAUAUAUGAGUGCUCUAGUUUCUCUGGGUCCUUGCCAGCAUGUAGUGUUGCCACUAAGUCUUAUUUAAGCCAUUCUGAUAGGUGUUGAGUAAUAUCUCAUUGUGGCUUAAAUUUGUAUUUCUCUAAUGUUGAAUUUCAUUUUGUGUGCUUAUUUGCCAUCGGUAUGAACUAUUCAGUGAAAGUCUUGUGAUGUUUUUGCCCAUUUUCUAAUGCAAUUGCUUGUUCUUUUGUUGUUGAGUUCUGAGAGUUCAUUAUGUAUUCUAGAUCCUAGUCCUAUGCUGAAUAUGUGGUCUGCAAAUAAUUUUUCCUAGUCCAUUGCUUGUCUUCUCAUCCUCCUUAACAAGGUCUUUUGCAGUACAAAGUUUUUAAUUUUGAUGAAGUCCAGUAGAUUUUUCCUUAUAUGGAUUAUGCUUUUGAUGUCAAAUCUAACACCUCUUUACCUACCCUUUAUCUUGAGGAUUUCCCCUAUUGUUUUUCUAAAAGUUCUAUAGUUUUACAUUUUAUAGUCAAUUAAGUCUGUGAUCUAUUUUGAGUUAAUUUUUGUGCAAAAUAUGAAACUUAAAUCAAGAUUUUUUGUUUUAUUUUUGUUUUGCCUAUUUGUAUAUAAUUACUUCAGCAUCAUUUGUUGAAAAGGCUAACUUUCUUCCACUGAAUUAUUUUUGACUCUGUCAGAAACUAGUUGAGGUCCAAUUUAUCUAUUUUUUUUUUUUGUUUUGUUGUCGCUUGUGCUUUUUGUUUCUGUUAUGGGUUGAAUUGCAUUCUCCAAAAAAGAUAUGUUAAAGUCCUAACUCCCAUUACCUCCAAAUGUGAAUGUAUUUGCAAAUAAUGUGCUUUAAAAAUUUUCUUUUGAGACUUCCUCUUCAACCCAUGAGUUAUUUAGAUGUAUAUUGUUUAGUUAAUAAGUGUUUGGAUAGAUCCUGUUAUCUUUCCUUUGUUUACAUUCAGUUUAUUUAUUUUGGCUAGAGAACAUACUCUGUAUGGUUUAAGUUAUUUACAACUUGUUGAGGUUUAUUUUAUAUCCCAGAGUAUGGCCUAUCUUGGUAUAUGUCCUGUGGGCACUUGAAUAGAAUAUUUAUUCUGCUUUUGUUAGGUAGAAUGUUUAUAAAUAUCAAUUAGAUCCUGUUGGUUGAUGGUACUGUUAAGUUCUUUUAUAUCCUUGAUAAUAUUCUUGCUAAUUGUUCUAUUGACUGUGAGAAAGGAAUAUUGGAGUCCUUAACUAUAAUUGUGGAUUUGUCUAUCUAAUAUUUUAGUUCCAUCAGUCUUUCAUUCACAUAUUUUGCAACUCUUUUGUUUGGUGUAUAAACAUUAGGAAUGUCUUCUUACUAAAUCACUAUUUCUUCUUGGUGAAUUGGUCUUUUUAAAUUAUACACUGUCUCUCUCUGUCUCAUAAUUUUUUUGCUUUGAAGUAUACUUUAUCUGAUGUUAAUCUAGACACUUAUAGUUGAGAUAAGUUUUUGGAGAUAGCAUAUAGUUGGUUCAUGUUUUAAAAUAUACUCCGCCAAUCUCUGUCUUUUAAUUGGUACAUUUAGGCCAUUUAUAUUUAACAUAAUUAUUGAUAUAUUAGGGCUUAAGCUGCCAUUUAAAUUUUUGUUUUCUAAUUGUUCUCUUUUUUCUAUUUAUGUUUUUCUCCUACUGUCCUGUUGGUUACUUGAACAUUUUUAAGAAUCCAUUUUGAUUUAUGUAUUGUGUCUUUUAGUAAACGUUUUUGUAUAGCAUUUUUAGUGCUGCUGAGUAUUUUAUUAUAUAUACAUAACUUAUCACAGUCUAUUGCUAUCAUUAUUUUAUCAGUUGAAGAAUCCUUACCUCUUUAUAUUCCUUUACCGUCUCUCAUUUAUAAUAUAAUUUCUUAAAUAUUUCAUCUAAAUACAUUUAGAAUCACAUCAGACAGUGUUAGAAUUUUUGCCUCAACCAUUGAACAUAAUUUAUAGGAAAUUCAAGAGAAGGAAAGUCUAUUGUAUUAACUUAUUUUUUAAAAAUUAUCAUGUUUUUUCCUCCUUCCUAAUGUUUCAAGUUGUCUUCUUUUAUCAUUUUCUUUCUGUUUAGAGAACUUACUUUAGCCAUUCUUUUAGGGUAGGCCUGCUGGAAACACAUUCUUAGUUUUUCUUCAUCUGAGAAUGUUUUCAUUUUGUCUUCAUUCCUGAAGGAUAUUUUUACUGGGCACUGAAUUCUGCAUCAACAGUUCUUUGCUUUCAGCACUUGAAAACUAUGCCACUCCCUGCUAGCCUCCAUAGUUUAUGAUGAGAAAUCUUCUGUCCUUCAAAUUGUUUUUUCCCUAAAGGUAAAGCAUUGUUUCUCUUUAGCUGCUUUCAGGUUUUUAUUUGUAGUUUUCAGAAUUCUGACUAUAAUAUGUCUAGGUAUGAAUUUCUUUGGGUUUAUUCUGUUUAGGGUUUGCUCAGCUUCCUGAAUCUGUGGGUUUACGUCUUUUGCCAAAUUUGGGGAAUUUUUAUUCCUUAUUUCUUUGAGUUAUUUUUCAGCAAUACUUCUUUUCCUUUCCUUCUGAACCCCAGUGACUUGACUGUUAGAUCUUUUGUUAGAGUCUCCCUGAUCCUGAGACUUGGUUCAUUUUAUUCUUCUUCAGUCUGUUGUUCAGUUCUCUUUAUUAUUCAGAUUGGGUAAUUUUUAUUGUCCUCUCUUCCAGUUCACUGAUUCUUUCCUCUGGCCUUUUAUUCUCCUGUUACGUGUAUCCAUUGAGUUUUUUAUUUUGAUUAUUAUAUUUCUUAGUUCUAAAACUUCCAUUUAAAGAUCCAGAAGCUGAUGGAUGUGGGUCUGAUCGCAAUUCAGUGAUGACUUGUUCAUCCUCCACUUCCCUUCGCCCUCGUGUGGAAAGAGGAGCUGGGACUGUGGCAGGCAGCAAGGAGCGGAAGGGAGAGAAAUGGGAUAGAAGGCCUCAUUUCUAUAUAUUUAUACACAACCCCAGGGAAGGCACAGAGACUUGUACUUGCACUGUUCAUGCUGUCACUGCCUCUGGGCCCUCCCAGCACACGUGUGGUCUCUUCACCACUGCCCUCCAGUUCCGUGUCUCCUUCUUCUGCCCCCAGUUGCUGUCUCAGCUGCUCUCCCAGAGUUGGUUAUUUUUAGUUUGGGGCAGUAGGCAUAUAUGGGGAGGAGAGGGGGUUCUUCCCAGACUCACAUCCCAGAUGUUUAUUCCAUGUCCUCUUCUCCAAUAAAACAAGCAAGUUGGGGAUGUUUAUAAAAAAAUAAAAAAUAAAUAAAACUUUCAUUUAGUUCUUCUGGUUUUUAAAUUUCUUUGUUGAAACUGUCUAAUUUGUCAUCUAUUUAGCAUGUUCUUAGUUGUUCAUUUAAGCAUGUUUAUUGUGGCUGCUUUGAAAUCUUUGUCAGAUAAUUUUAACAACUUUGUCAUCUAAGUAUUGGCAUCUAUCAAUCGUCUUUUUUUUUCAUUCAAUUUGAGGACUUCCUUGUUCUUGGCACAAUGAGUGAUUUUUUAAAUAAACAUUUGGACAUUUUGGUACUAUUAUGAGAUUCUGGAUAUUGUUUAAAUCUUCUGUUUUGGCUGCCUUCUUCUGACAUUGUCCUUGCAGGGGAAAGGGUGUGGAUGCUACCUUGUUAUUGCCAGGUGAGGGUGGAAGUCUGGGCUCCCCACAUGGUCUCCACUGGUACCAAGUGGGUCAGGCACUUGUUACCUCCUGGUGGGGAUGGAAUCCCGGCUUCUUUCUUGGACUUCCCUGAUUCCAUCUAACUGCUGGGGGAGGGGGCAGUUGGGGCACCUCAUUAUAGCCUGGUGAGUGUGAAGGUCUAGGCCUCACACUCAGCUUUUGCUGAUGUGGGUGUAGGUGAAACCAUAGUAUUUUCUGUGUGUUGAGAUGGAAUAGAGUGAUUAUUCUCUGUAAGUUUUCCAUCUUGCUAGGCUGCCCCUUUCCUGAUGAUGUGGCUACAGAGAUCAAGCUUUUGUUUAAUCUUUAAAAAUCUGAGCCUUUCCAGAUUCCUGCCUUCUUCUGCCCCAAGUCUGGAAUAUAGGAGACAAAUAGAAAACCUAGAGAAAUAAUCAUCAUGUCUUUCACUGGGUCCUGAGGUCCCUGUUGGUGUGCCUUCUUCUCUACGCUUCAGAGUCUUCUUAUGUUUGUGAAGAAGGGAAAAGUAUGUCUACUUCAUCUUUCUAGUUGUGGAAUAUCCACAUAGGGAAUACUGAUUUCACAAUAUUUAUUUGAUUGCCCCUGGGGGUGACAGAAAGUUGAUUUCCUGCCUGUCUCUCUCUCUCUUUCUCUCUCCCCCCCCCCCCCUUUCUUUCUCUCUUUUCUGAAACCAUCAGAAACUCUUGCCCUAGUGUCUGGGCAGAGGCUAAUGGCAGGACAGCCCCACUGUGGGAAGUGGGGCUGACUUGGUAAUUGGGUUCAUCUGGCAUUGAGUUUCCCCUGGUGAGGGCAAUAUAAGGGAUGUGAAAUAUAAGGAGCUCACUGUGUGAAAACCCACUUAGAGGCAUUUCAAUGACAGGUGCUAGGGAUACUGUUCUUAGGGAGAAUGAUUUCAAAGGGCACCUAAGAGUUUUUUAGCCUAGUCCAUGACUGCCUGAGAGUCCUUUGCCACUGGAGUUCUGGGAAGUGAGUAGAGAGGACCAAAGGGAGGAUAGGACCUGGAUCUUGUCCUCAGGAAAAUUUCUGGCCGUUAGGAAAGAUUGACAUACCUCCUGAACACAGGUAGAGACAUCAAAUUAGAAGAGACAAUUGACAUAAUAGAUGCUGUUGUUUGGACAACAAACAACAUGUGGGAGGCUGGGAAGAGAGGUGUGAUUGGAUUAGGAAAGUGAUCAGAGAAGGUUUCCGGAAGUGCCUCUGUGGCAGGUUCACAAGAUGAGAAGGCCAGGGAGGGGAGGGGAAGUGAAAACCAUAAGGAGAGGGGCUGUUUGCUCGUAAGCACAUCCACGCCAUACUGCAGAGUUGGCAUUCACAGCAUAAAUGCCAUUGGGGGUUAUCUCAGGGCCUGUGACAUGCAGCAAUUUGUAGUUUUGCUGAGAUGCAGGCCUGAAUCACCUCCACCCCAGUGCUGGUGUGCUGAAAUGAGCCAAUUAGGGAGUGAUUCUGGCUGGAAUACUAAGCAUUCUCAUCACAAUGCAGUUUUGUUGGUCUUCUUUGUGCCUUACAAAGAAACUUACAAAGGAAUAGAAACUUUGGGUCAGGUGCGGUGGCUCACGCCUGUAAUCCCAGCACUUCGAGAGACUGAGGCGGGCAGAUCACCUGAGGUUGGGAGACCGAGACCAGCCUGACCAAUAUGGAGAAACCCCAUUUCUACUAGAAAUACAAAAUUAGCCGGGCGUGGUGUUGCAUCCCAGCUACUCAGGAGGCUGAGGCAGGAGAAUCCCUUGAACCCAGGAAGUGGAGGUUGCGAUGAGCCGAGAUCAUGCUAUUGCACUCCAGCCUGGGCAAGAAGAGUGAAACGCCAUCUCAAAAAAAAAAAAAAAAAAAAAGAAAAAAAGGAAUAGAACUUCAUGUUAGCUAAAAAAGAUUAAAGGACUUCCAAGUGGCAUUGCCUUUAGUGAAAUUGAAGACAUCAAAGAAAAUGAUUAUUCUUAACUAGAAAACAACCAUAUUGUAUAAAACAGAGGGGAGGUUGAAUUUGGCAAUUGCUUAGUACAACAAUUUUAGAGGCAUAUCAUAACCUCUAUACAGAAAUAGAAAAGAAGGAUGGGCCAACUGUUCAUUCAAGUACUCCAGCUAGUGAAAUACUUGUGUUUUUAUGGAGGAAAUUCUAUACUAUGGAUAUAUUUGGGAUUUGGGAUUUGGGAAACUCUUGGGUCACAUACUUUGGCAAUGUCAAGGAUCCAUGAAAUUCAAAUGUCUUCCCCUACCUCCCCAUCUCCAAAAUUGUGAGCUAGGUUUGGUCUUCAUAAUUCGGGACCCAAGAGCCUAGCACAGUACCUGGGAGAGAGUCAGCCCUCAAGAGAAGUCUGUUAAACGAAUGGAUAAAUGAAUGAACAAGUAGAUGGCUGGCUGGCUGGUUGGACGGAUAGAUGGACGAAUGAAUAAGGCGGGCAUAGCUCUGAAUGUGGAGUCAGAAGACCAGCCAAGGGAGUCCUCAAGGCUGGGGCCUGUGCUUUUUGGGGGCAUUUUCAUUCUCUGGGAUUCACACAAAGAAAGGACUCACUAAAUGUUUGCUAAAGGAAUGACAUCCUCAAUUAUCUGAACCUUGGUUUCCCCAUUUGUGUAAUGUGGAUCAUCACCAUUCCCCUCCAUGCAGACUAAGUGGAUUAAAUGAGCUUCUUGUGUGAGGAGCUCUGUUACACUGUAAAGUGCUGCACCAGUGUCAGCCAUCGUGAAUGGUGCAAUGACCAUAAUUUCAAGGUCAAGAGUCAGGGUAGUGGGAUGGUAAAGGGAAAAAGAAGUCAGUGUGUGCAAAGGAAGGUGAGCAGGGCAGCCCGGCUGGCACAGAGGAGCAGGAGAGCUGCCUGGGAGGGCACAGCAGGGGGCUGGCAGCCAGAGGCUGGUCCUGGAUUCCCAGUGUGCUCCUCUCCUAUGGCCCUGGCCAGCCAUCAAACCUGUCUCCAGGAACUCUGGGAAGCCAGGCAGCAGCAGCCUCUUCUUAACCACAUAAAAGCAGCUCAGCCAGGGUCCCUGAAGCAGCCCAUCUGAUGCUGGCAUGGUUGUGAGAUUUCUAACAGAUGACACUGUCAAUUAAAGGUCUCCCCUCUGUACCCCUACAAUCCCAGGCCCCACCACUCCCUGGGGAACAGCAAUUGAGACUGCGACAAACCUCCCACCUAAGAUCUUUCUAUGGAUAAUGUGCCCAUGCUAAUUACACAUGUUCAUUAGAUAAAACUCAAAUUACAUGAGCAAGACUUGCAAGACUAGCACUUUGGGAGUUUUCAAGUCAUUUACCUGGUGUCUGAUUUUGCUGGGAGAAAAUGAUUUCUUGCUUCCAGGCAAACUGAACCCACAAAUUAGGCCCAUGGCUCCCUCUUGAGUCCUAUAAAGUGGGAGCCCAGGAUCACAGGCUGGUGAACUGCAUCUCAGCUAAGGGUCAGCAUCUUAUCCCCACUUUCUGGCCUCCCCACCAUGAGCCGCCAAUUCACCUACAAGUCGGGAGCUGCUGCCAAGGGGGGCUUCAGCGGCUGCUCCGCUGUGCUCUCAGGGGGCAGCUCAUCCUCCUACCGAGCAGGGGGCAAAGGGCUCAGUGGAGGCUUCAGCAGUCGGAGCCUUUACAGCCUGGGGGGUGCCCGGAGCAUCUCUUUCAAUGUGGCCAGUGGCAGUGGGUGGGCAGGAGGCUAUGGAUUUGGCCGGGGCCGGGCCAGUGGCUUUGCUGGCAGCAUGUUUGGCAGUGUGGCCUUGGGGUCCGUGUGUCCGUCGUUGUGCCCGCCCGGGGGUAUCCAUCAGGUCACCAUCAACAAGAGCCUCCUGGCACCCCUGAACGUGGAGCUGGACCCUGAAAUCCAGAAAGUGCGUGCCCAGGAGCGGGAGCAGAUCAAGGUGCUGAACAACAAGUUCGCCUCCUUCAUUGACAAGGUGCGGUUCCUGGAGCAGCAGAACCAGGUGCUGGAGACCAAGUGGGAGCUGCUACAGCAGCUGGACCUGAACAACUGCAAGAAUAACCUGGAGCCCAUCCUUGAGGGCUACAUCAGCAACCUGCGGAAGCAGCUGGAGACGCUGUCUGGGGACAGGGUGAGGCUGGACUCGGAGCUGAGGAGCGUGCGCGAAGUGGUGGAGGACUACAAGAAGAGGUAUGAAGAAGAAAUAAACAAGCGCACAACUGCUGAGAAUGAAUUUGUGGUGCUUAAGAAGGACGUGGACGCAGCUUACACGAGCAAAGUGGAGCUGCAGGCCAAGGUGGAUGCCCUGGAUGGAGAAAUCAAGUUCUUCAAGUGUCUGUACGAGGGGGAGACUGCUCAGAUCCAGUCCCACAUCAGCGACACGUCCAUCAUCCUGUCCAUGGACAACAACCGGAACCUGGACCUGGACAGCAUCAUUGCUGAGGUCCGUGCCCAGUAUGAGGAGAUCGCCCGGAAGAGCAAGGCCGAGGCCGAGGCCCUGUACCAGACCAAGUUCCAGGAGCUGCAGCUAGCAGCCGGCCGGCAUGGGGAUGACCUGAAACACACCAAAAAUGAGAUCUCAGAGCUGACCCGUCUCAUCCAAAGACUGCGCUCGGAGAUUGAGAGUGUGAAGAAGCAGUGUGCCAACCUGGAGACGGCCAUCGCUGACGCCGAGCAGCGGGGGGACUGUGCCCUCAAGGAUGCCAGGGCCAAGCUGGAUGAGCUGGAGGGCGCCCUGCAGCAGGCCAAGGAGGAGCUGGCACGGAUGCUGCGCGAGUACCAAGAGCUUUUGAGCGUGAAGCUGUCCCUGGAUAUUGAGAUCGCCACCUACCGCAAGCUGCUGGAGGGCGAGGAGUGCAGGAUGUCCGGAGAAUAUACCAACUCCGUGAGCAUUUCGGUCAUCAACAGCUCCAUGGCCGGGAUGGCAGGCACAGGGGCUGGCUUUGGAUUCAGCAAUGCUGGCACCUACGGCUACUGGCCCAGCUCUGUCAGCGGGGGCUACAGCAUGCUGCCUGGGGGCUGUGUCACUGGCAGUGGGAACUGUAGCCCCCGUGGGGAAGCCAGGACCAGGCUGGGGAGUGCAAGUGAAUUCAGGGACUCCCAGGGAAAGACCUUAGCUCUAAGCUCACCCACCAAAAAAACCAUGAGAUAAAAGUGCAACACAGCCCAUUUCCCAGUAGUCUGCCUUGCCCUGGCAGACUGCUCCGGACUCUUCUAGGAAAUUCCUCUGUCUCAUUUGUCCUCAUCUCCUUCUUGCUUUGCUUUGCUGUGGACCUCUCCUCCUUCUCCUUGACCUCUCUGCCUCAGUCUUUGUUAAUGUUGAAUCAGGAUUUGAGAGCUGGAGCCCAUCUUUCUGCCUCCAUCCAAAGAGGCCUUUUAACUCAGCCUCCCCUUCUGGAAGAAGACUUGGCCUUUUCUCUGCCUGCAUGUCCCUGUGCAGAGGAAGGCUGUCUCUCAAGGGUAACCCCAAUCUGCCUGUGCUGCUCUUUCAUACCCUGUCUCAGUAACUAUUUGGCCAUGUGCUCCCUGGGUACACAAGUUUUCAGAUCUACUGAUAGACCUGCAGGAACUCUCUCAUGUUAGAGCAAUACUGGCUCAGGCAAAACACCUGGUGGGAAGUUGUAUCUUGUAUAGCCACUGCAUAUUACAUAGCCAGGAGUACCCCUUGAGGCUAAUUCUACCAACCAAGGGAUUUGUGCUCUUCAUCUGUGGGUACUUGUCCUUGUUUAGGCCUCACCUCCCUGCUCCUGUGUCUUACCAAUAAACUUAUAAAGCCCA